CGGGAAGCGCACCCAGCACCCAGCCCGCUACAUCGCCGUCGUCACCAUGCCCGUCGUGUGCGGGGAGCGGCUGGUGCGCAACCACGGCCCCUUCCCGCUCAUCCAGUCCGAGGGCUACUGGAAGCAGCUGCCCGACACUCGCACCGUCCACGUCCCGCCCCCGGCUCCUGACGGGCCCUGCCCGCCGCCGCUAGACGCCGACCAGGUGCAGGCCCUCCUCCGCCACCAGGAGUACCUCCGCCUGCAGCAGGCGCGGGGCCGCGCGCGCAAGGAGGACGGCGCCGACAAGGAUGAGUCAGGGGUGCUGCCGGUGGGGCAGACCAUCGUGGACCCGACGGCGUCCCCGCGCUGGGCGGAUUGCCUCAGCCCCUGGGAGCGCCUCAACACGCACCACACCCUGGCCAGCGUCCGCCGGCACGCCCAGAUGCACCGCGCCUACGAGCCGCGGGACCAACUGGACUACGCCCUGUCCUCGGCCUACCACCACGACUCGUCGCUGUGGGCGGACGGCCGCGACGUGUGCCUCCAGCCCGAGACGCUGGGCCGGCCGACCUGGCGCGUGCUGCGCAACCUGAGGGUGCUGCCCGAGGACCCCGUCGAGGACCGCGGCCACCCGCUGCGGCAGAGCGGCCUCUCGUCCAAGGUGUCGGUGCACAGCGUCAAGCUGGCCAUCAGCGGCAACCACAUGUCGCAGACCAACGCGGGCUUCUCCAGGAAGGUGGACGGCACCUUCUACAGCUAGCCCUCCACCAGCUCCAGCAGCCCACUCCGGCCCAACGGCCUCGGGGCGCAGCUUCAGCCCCUUCAGCCUCGACGGCCAAGACGACACUAAUUGCAUUCAAGUGUACCCAUUCCACUUAACAGAGCUUACCGGUUCGGUCUAGUCUCCAUGUGAUAAACCAUACCUAGAAAUAAAUUACAAU
This is a messenger RNA of Thrips palmi, 923 nucleotides long. RefSeq lists its product as uncharacterized. Bases 47 to 742 code for a protein of 231 amino acids. The record is from RefSeq and is a predicted model, not a curated record. The transcript has 4 exons. Lineage: Eukaryota; Metazoa; Arthropoda; Insecta; Thysanoptera; Thripidae.